AUGGCACAUUCUGAUACCUUUCCCGUGGGUUACAAGUGUCAUCCAAGAGACGAGGAGUUAGUCGGAUACUAUCUGUAUAACAAGGUUCGUGGCACACCUUUUAGGGUUGAGAAUGUUAUUCCUGAGAUCGAUCCUUAUGGUAGCAUGGAGGCAAGAGAUAUAUGGAAUAACAAUGGCGAACAGAAUUUAGAAAAGGAUGAAGACCUUUAUUUCUUCACCAAGCUGAAGCCGGCCAAGGGUACGGGUUCCCGAGUGGCUCGCACCAUAGGGUCUGGGACAUGGAAGGGCGAGACCGCAGGGGCCAAAGUCAAAGAUCCCAAGACUAAGGCCCUGUUUGGGAUUGAGUAUGAUAUUCCGCAGCAGCAGGAGCACGCGACUGCUACUAGUGAUCCUCUCAACGUUACAAACUUGCCAACUAGGCUUGCUGAGCAGCAACACUACUUUGUUACGCAAGACCCAACUGUGGCUUACUCAUCACUGGCUAUGGCUGGGCCAGACAAUCAAGAGCAACAAGUGCAGAACCCAGCUAUGGCCUCUUCACUAGGUAUGUCAAUAUCUAGCCAAGAAGGCUAUCUUCAGCACAAUGGUUUGGUGAGUAAUGUUAUGACGGACUUGACACAGUACUACUACUCCAGUACACAAGACCCAAGUAGUGGUAUUGUUUCCUCUCAGUAUGAUCCGCCGCAGACUGCUACUACUGGGUUCGCUAAUCAACCACACUAUUUCGUUACACAAGACCACCAGCCACACUACGUUGUUGCCGAUGCCACCGUGGCUUCUUCACUAUCUAGUCCAUCCGAUCUUGAUCAUAAUCAUCAUAUCAUGGAUAAGGAUCAACUUCCCCCUCUUACUUUUGACUACACCCCUGGUGACAUCAUGAUAGACUUGGACGACCUUUGGAACAAUUAA
This is a messenger RNA of Malus domestica (apple), 909 nucleotides long. NCBI's taxonomy places the organism in Eukaryota, Viridiplantae, Streptophyta, Magnoliopsida, Rosales, Rosaceae. The record is from RefSeq and is a predicted model, not a curated record.